AUGGCACCCUCUCUCUCGAAACCCACCCUCUUUCUGGCCCUUUUGGCCGCACGUUCCUUUGCCAUCCCGGCUCCUGUUGCGACUUCGACUGUUGUUCUGACCCCGACCCCUGUUGCCACGCCAAGCGCUAGCUCCACUCUGAGCUGCCUCAACAACGCCAGCAACGGCUUGACCUUCCAAGCCCAGAACUCCCAAUGGAACAUCGUGUGUAGCACCGACUACGCUGGCGGAGACAUGGGAAUGUCCAACGUGAACUCGUUCGAGGCUUGCGUCCGUGACUGUGACACAACGGCGGGAUGUGUUGACGUUUCCUUCGUGUGGCCCAAUGCAUGCUACAAGAAGAACGUCCUCACUACUGCCACGUCCAACUCGGCCGUGUGGACUGCGAAAAAGGUCGGCGUCUCCGGUGCGAGCACCUCCACCGCGCUCAGCUGUGAAAACAACAGGAGCAAUGGAGCUCAGUACACAACCUCCAAGGGGGCUUUCCAGGUUGUAUGCGGAGUCGAUUAUGCCGGUGGCGACUUGAGCUCUUCUCACGUUGCCUCGUUCGAGGCCUGUAUCGACGACUGCGCCUCUACCACCGGCUGCAUCGACGUCAGCUACGUGUACGGCGCCUGCUACAAGAAGAGCGUCCUCAACAGCAAUCCCGUCUCGGUGGCCUCCGUGUGGACCGCAAAGCUCGUCACGGCUCAGACUGCAGCCAUCGCUUGCCCCACGAGCAACGGCGCCUCCGCCUCCAUCUCGACCGGCGGCACAUACGACAUCCUCUGCGGAACCGACUAUGCCGGUGGCGACAUGGUCGAAGUCGACACGACCUCUUUUGAGCAGUGUCUCGAGGCCUGUGACCAGCACAGCGGGUGUUUGGCCGUCUCCUACGUGGCUCCUUCGUGCUACCUCAAGAAAACGCUCACGACUCCCGUCGCCGUUUCCUACGUCUGGGGUGCCGUCAAACGCGCUCCCACCGUGUGCCCCGCCGCGGAUGGUGGUGUUUUCACCGACGCGACUCGCGCGAACACGUACCACAUCAAGUGCAACUACGACAGUCCCGGCAUGGACCUUUACAGCAUUGUCCUACCCAGCUUCGAUGACUGCAUGAACCACUGCAGCGGCGAAACGGGUUGCGUUGGUGUCUCUUGGGUGCCUCACCUGACCCUGUGCUGGCCCAAGUACUACAUGCCCACACAGGCCAUGUUCCCGGACUACUACCUGGGCUUCCAGGUCUGGCUGGGCACCAGGGAUGGGCAUUAG
Messenger RNA from Diplodia corticola, 1248 nucleotides. RefSeq names its product kelch domain-containing protein. The record is from RefSeq and is a predicted model, not a curated record. Gene Ontology annotation, molecular function: protein binding. The coding region runs from base 1 to 1248 and encodes 415 amino acids. Gene Ontology annotation, biological process: proteolysis. The transcript has 3 exons. Lineage: Eukaryota; Fungi; Ascomycota; Dothideomycetes; Botryosphaeriales; Botryosphaeriaceae. Gene Ontology annotation, cellular component: extracellular region.